Alosa alosa (allis shad) is the source of this 1151-nucleotide messenger RNA. RefSeq names its product piggyBac transposable element-derived protein 4-like. The record is from RefSeq and is a predicted model, not a curated record. Lineage: Eukaryota; Metazoa; Chordata; Actinopteri; Clupeiformes; Clupeidae. The coding region runs from base 232 to 1074 and encodes 280 amino acids. The transcript has 5 exons.
CGCGGACGAGGAGGAAGGGGAGCAAGUGCGGCACGCGGACGCGGACGAGGUCGCAGGGCAGAGCCCACGGCCAGACCGGCCUUCGCCAGCGACGCGUGGAAAGGGUUGGACCAGGAGGAUGUGGUGCCCUGCCAGCCGACCUUUAACCCCACCCGCACCCCGGGCCCCCAGCUCUCAGCCGGGCGGGUUUACGCGGCGGUGGAGCUGUUCCAGCUGUUCAUCACUGACGCCAUGCUGCAGACCGUCGUCAAGAACACCAACCGGUAUGGCCGCCGGCAGCAGGAGAGUGGAGCGAAGCAGGCCGAGUGGCAGGACAUUACGCUGCGGGACAUGUACUCAUACUUGAGCAUGCUGGUCUACAUGGGGCUGGUCAAGGGCAAGAACUUAACCGACUACUGGCGCAGGUCUGAGCUCUACCGGAUAGCCUUCCCGCUGACGGUCAUGUCGGGCCGCAAGUUUCAAGCCAUAUCGACCGCUAUCCACAUGAGCGACCCGGCGGCCGACGCGGCCAACAACAUCCGCAGGGGCACGCCCGGGUAUGACCGCCUGGGCCGAAUCAAGCCCAUGUACGACGAGCUGCGCGCGGCGUGCAGAGCCAGCUACCACCCGCGGCAGAACAUCUCGGUGGACGAGCGAAUGGUCGCCUCCAGGGCCAAGUCCUGCCUGGUCCAGCACAUGCAGAACAAGCCGACAAGAUGGGGCUACAAGCUCUUCGUACUGGCCGACUCGUCCAACGGCUACACCUGGGACUUCUUUGUGUACGAGGGCCGCGGCCCGGGCCGAACAGAGAAGGGGCUGAGCUACGACGCGGUCAUGUCUCUCCUUCCCAUUACACCCCCCUUCCUGGGUUCCGGCUACAAGCUGUUCUUGGACAACUUCUUCACGAGCCCGGACCUGUUCCGCGACCUGCUGCAGAACCGGCCGGCUCGGCGCGCUGUGCAAGAAGGCGGGGAUGCUGGACAAGGCGUCUCCGAAGGGCACCAUCCGCUGGCUCAGAGAGGGCCCCCUGGUGCUGGUGCAGUGGAGGGACAGCCGCGACGUGAUCCUGUGCUCCACCUUCCACACGGCGCAUAGCGACGCCAAGGUCACCAGGAAGGUGCGCAGCUCCAAGGGCAAGAUCUCGACCAUCUACGUGCCCAUACCACCAGCCG